AUGAAGUUCUGGCUUUAUUCAAGUGCAAGUCUCGUGGCGUGUCUUGGUCUGCUUUGUUAUACGUAUCUCACACGUCAACAGUUUUAUCCAUCGAUUAUCUACCUUGUAACAUCAAAGGUCAGCGUUUUGAUCCUGGGCAAUGCUAGCCUUGUGCUUACGGCACUCUUUGGUCGACUUGUCAAGUCUUUUUUCCUUGGUCCAUUGCGGGAUGCAGAAGUCGAGUUAUUACAUGAAAAUGUCCGCUACGCUGUGACGGAAACGUGUUUAGCACUCACGAUCUUUCGUGACGAGAUCUCAUUUCACGUGAUGGUGUUAUUCACGGCGCUCAUGUUUCUCGAGAUUUUUCAUUGGCUUGCUCAAGCUCGCAUUGAAUUUAUUGAACAAACGGAUAUUAUCUCUCGGUUUACACACAUGCGACUUGUGGGACUUGUGACAUUGCUUGCAGCUCUUGAUACGGGGUUUGUGAUAUGGUGUUCACUUAAAGUGAUGGAAACUGGACCAUCGGUUUUUAUCCUUUUUGGAUCCGAGUUUCUUAUCUUAUUAGUGACUAUUGUAGCCAUUAUUCUACGCUACGUGCUGUAUAUGGUGGACACUCGGAUGGACGGCACGUGGACAAACAAGUUUACGUACCUCUUUUACUUGGAACUUGUGUCUGAAAUUAUCAAGCUUGUUGUCUACUUGGUCUUCUUCAUGCUUAUUUUUACCUACUACGGCAUGCCAUUGCACAUUGUGCGUGAUCUCUGGGUCUCUAUUAAGAAUUUGCAGCGACGUAUUGUAUCGUAUUUCCGCUACAGAAAGAUCAGUACGCAUUUAAAUGAGCAUUUUCCAAAUCCAACUGAGGAAGAGCUUCAGGAAACGGACAGAACGUGCAUUAUCUGUCGUGAGGAAAUGACCCCUGGUGGAUGCAAGAAAUUACCAUGUUCGCACAUUUUUCAUGUCGACUGCCUCAAAAUGUGGGUCCAACGCCAGCAGACGUGCCCUACGUGCCGGUCUACUAUUCCGACCAAUUCGCGUCCGCCCACCUCAGCCGAUCCUGAAGGACCGGCGGCUCGUGGCGCAAGAGCUGCUGCGGAAAAUAAUAAUGCAGCCGGACCAUUAGCAGGGAAUCAAGUGCCGGGAGUUGACGGUCAAGCGCGUGCUGCGCCGGCUGCUCCGCGGUUCCGUUUUGGGGCAAUGUUUGGGCGUGGAGCUCCUCCAGCAAAUGAGCAUCAAGCUUCUAGUGCAGGAACGCCUGCAGGAGCUGUACAAGCCGAGACACCUCCAGUUUCUGGUGGCAUUCCUGCAGCUGCACCUGGUUAUCCGUUUGCUCCUGGUUAUCCGUUUGCUCCUGGUUAUCCAAACCCGUACAUGUCACCAAUGAUGUUUGGUCCUGGAAUGGGGCCACCUUUUGGUUUUGGGAUGCCAGGAGCGUACGGUGCGAUGUUCGGCGUACCUCCGCUUGGCCAUAUGCCACCGCAAGGAAUGCAGCAGCCAGGUCUGGAUUCAGAAAGUAUUCAACGCCAAAUUGAAUUUCUACAUGCCCAUCUGGCGGUGUUACAAGCUUCAGCAGCACAGUACGGCGCUCCACUUCAGGCUCAAGCGUCUCCACGACCACCAGCGCCGUCCGAGGCAACAACGCAGUCACAAUCCAGCGUUCCAGUUCAAACAGCUCCAGCAGCAGUUCCUGAUCCUGUGACAUCCGCAGCCUUUUCAGCUCCCAUAUCGUCUGUUGUGCAUUCCUCAGCUUUGGCAGGUGGAGCCGCUGCAGGCACAGGAAGUUUGGAAGAAGAGCUAGAGGACAAGCGUCCGAUCUCUUCGUUGAGUCAGCAAGAGAGAACUCUUCCGUCAAGUGCUGCUGCUAGUGAGACCCUACCAUCGUGUCCUGUUGAGUCAACGAUUCCAUCGGUUCCACAGACUGAGGCAGAGCGCCGCCGAGACGAAUUGCGGCACCGUUACAACCGAAUCUAUGGUAGCUCUUCGAGCUCAUCUGCUAUUGACAAGGAAGAAAAGAAGACUGACUGA
This is a messenger RNA of Peronospora belbahrii, 2001 nucleotides long. Lineage: Eukaryota; Oomycota; Peronosporomycetes; Peronosporales; Peronosporaceae. The record is from the annotation of a GenBank genome assembly.